Molecule: messenger RNA, 968 nt
Organism: Cylicocyclus nassatus
Lineage: Eukaryota; Metazoa; Nematoda; Chromadorea; Rhabditida; Strongylidae
Source: the annotation of a GenBank genome assembly
ACUUUCCAAAAGAAUUCUUUUAGAUUCCAUGCUGACAUCGGCAUUCUGUGAUAUUAAUGAUGUAUAGAGGGAGGCUCCGGUCAUGUUCGCUGAGUCAUUGGAGUCUCCUCGACUGUGCACAUUCAUUGAGAUGUCAUCUGAAUUUGCAGCAAACAUGCAGGGCUUCUUCUUACGAACAUCCGCGACGGAAGCGCAAUUAUUAUGAAGUCCUCGGAGUUAGAAAAGAUGCCACACAAAAGGAAAUCAAAGCUGCUUUCUAUGCCAAAUCCAAGCAGUUACAUCCGGAUAAUAAAGGUAAUGGCGACUCCACAGCUGAGUUCGUGGAACUCAAAGAAGCUUACGAUAACCUACGGCGACCAGCGGAUAGACGUGCUUACGACAUGGGCGGUCAUGAUACUCACAGUCAGAAUACCACGGAUCCUUACACUCAUCGGCAUUAUUAUCAGUACUACCACCAACGGGAUCAUGAUAGGGAGUGGGCUCGCUACUGGGGUGCAAAACCCGGCGCAGCUGGAAACGCUUCUGAUUCGCCUUUUCAAUCGCGUUCGCAGCAGGAGUGGGGUUUCAUCUUGAAAUGGUCUGCGUUUGCGAUUACUCUGGUUGUUUUGUACAAUGUGGGCUAUUUAAUCCAACUAAGAAAUCAGGAACGUCGGCUUUCCAAACUGAUAGACGAGCAAGAGAUAGCGAAGUCAUUUAUGAGGCAGCGUGAAUUUAGGGAUAAAGACUUGGAUAAUGUGGAGAUGUAUGAACUUGCCAGGAAGCUAAAAGGAGAUAUAGAUGAAGCAUGGAAGAGGAAAGUGGAAGAUAUGGCUGGGAAAAAUCCCAAUGAAAUUCGUGAAGAGUACAGGUGGCUUCGCGCGGUUCAGGAUAGAAGUCAUAAUCGUCGAGUUAGAGCCAGGCGAGCAGAACAACUCAGAAAAGAUCAGGAAGCGGAAAGGUCUUCUACUAAGGUUCCCGAUGACGAGUAG